GCCGCGCCGCCGCCACGGCCACCAGUUGUCAUCCAUGCCGUCGCCAGCCAGCACGCCGAGCGCGCAACCGAGAAGACGCCGAAGCCACCAGCCGUCCCGAAACCGCACCAGUUACCGUAGCGUUAUCGCGCUGCCGGCGGACACCACCACCGCCACCGUCGCCGUGGCCGCCCCAGUAGCGUCGAACGUCGGCACCACGGCGUCAUCAUCACCACCUUCGUCGACGGCGUCCGUCAUGGCCGCCGCGAUGGCCAUCGCCAACGAGACCAACAUGGACCUGGUGAUGAUCAACAAGAUCAAACAGCACCAGGUGCUGUACGACACGGACGAGGAUCAGUACAAGUACAUCGACAAGAGGGACAAAGCUUGGAAAGAAGUGGCCGACGAACUCGGCAUGCCCGUAAAUGACGUCAAAUUGCGUUGGAAGCGUUUGCGCGACAAUUUUAGAGUGUCUAUCAAACGCACCAAAGGAUUGAACCUCAAACCUGGCUUACCUUUUGUCGAGGGUAAACCUUGGAAGUACCAAAAAGAGAUGGAAUUUCUUUUGCCAUUCAUGCAAAUCGGAGGAUAUUCUCUCAAAAAAAUGUUGAACUUGGAACAUGCCUACCAAGACUAUCCAGGCAAUUACGAUGGUUACAAAACUGAUGGGUCUUCUAGUCCUUACAACAACUUGUCUUAUGAUUAUGAUGAAAUGCCUGAACCACGAGUGGAGGUGAAAGAGAUGCCUGGUAGUUUUUCAAAUGAUGAGGGUGGUGUGGACGAUGAGCUUUUAUAUCCUGAUGUUGAAAUCUUAAGUAACGGCAAACAUGAGCCACUUCAUAGAGUUGCUAAACGUGUUAAACGUUCAGCUGAAGCUGCAGCUGCCGCUGCUGCUAAAGAGGCUGAUUCAUCUGCCCAACACAAACUCAACCAACACCACAUGAAUCAUUAUUACCACAUACAGCAACAACAACAGAGCCAUGCCAACCAGAGCAUACACCCUGUUGAUUUAUUUUUUUAUAGUAUGGCUGAAACGACCAAGGCUCUGCCUCAAGUUUACCAGGCAGAGAUCAAACGUAGAGUUUUAGAGAUAGUGAUUAAGGCUGAAGAAGACAUGAAUGUUACAAAUAAGUUAAACACUUAUAAGAAUAAUUUAUAACUUUUUCAUUUAUAAAUCUUCCUCAUUAUUUACGUUUAAUUUUUUG
This is a messenger RNA of Sipha flava (yellow sugarcane aphid), 1184 nucleotides long. RefSeq lists its product as uncharacterized. The record is from RefSeq and is a predicted model, not a curated record. Gene Ontology annotation, biological process: regulation of transcription by RNA polymerase II. The transcript has 3 exons. NCBI's taxonomy places the organism in Eukaryota, Metazoa, Arthropoda, Insecta, Hemiptera, Aphididae. Gene Ontology annotation, cellular component: nucleus; transcription regulator complex. Bases 35 to 1138 code for a protein of 367 amino acids. Gene Ontology annotation, molecular function: DNA binding.